Molecule: messenger RNA, 4227 nt
Organism: Apiotrichum porosum
Lineage: Eukaryota; Fungi; Basidiomycota; Tremellomycetes; Trichosporonales; Trichosporonaceae
Gene: LYS2
Product: putative secondary metabolism biosynthetic enzyme
Exons: 3
Coding region: 1-4227 (1408 amino acids)
Biological process (GO): L-lysine biosynthetic process
Molecular function (GO): phosphopantetheine binding; L-aminoadipate-semialdehyde dehydrogenase [NAD(P)+] activity
Source: RefSeq, a predicted model, not a curated record
AUGGCGUCUUCAGCUCCCGCCGAUGUCAAGGCCGUCCUUGACAGGUGGUCGAAGCGCCUCGGCACCUUGCCAAGCUUGGCACUGCCCACCGACUACCCUCGCCCAACGCCGGCCAAGAUGGUCGAGUCGAUCCAGACUCUGUCGCUCCCUGCGUCUCUCACCCCGCCCCUCAUGCACCUGACUGUCGAGUUCUCGAGCUUGUUCCCGUCGGCACCCCUCCCGACUCCUUACCACCUGCUCUUGACGUCGUUUGUCAUUCUCCUGUUCCGCUACACCCCGGACCCGUCGAUGGUGCUCUGCACCAGUGUGCCGGGCACCUCGACCCCCAUUCUCCUCAAGCUCGACCUCACCGCUGAGAUGACAUUCUACGACGUCCUCCGCCAGGUCAUGGAGCGCGAGGAGGACGCUGCCGCCGACGUGCUGCCCAUCUCCACCCUCAUCAGCCACCUCAAGCCCGAGGGCCCUCUGUACCGUGUCCGCUUCUUUGACUCGACUCACAUUGAUGCCGACCCGUCGGGAUCGCUCACCACCGACCUCACCUUGUUCCUCCUUGCGUCCGACAAGCAGGGCCAGGCGACCCGCUCCGCCAUGCCCUCGCUGUACCUCAACCUGACUUACAACUCGCUCCUGUUCACCCAGUCGCGUAUCCAGUCUGUUCUUGACUCGCUUCUCCAGCUCCUCCGUUCGGCCUCGUCGGCUGACGCUGCCCACCCCAUCGGCUCGCUCUCGCUCCGCACCGAGAGCCAGGUCGGUGUCCUCCCUGACCCCUCGUCUGACCUCGACUGGUGUGGCUUUGUCGGUGCCAUCCCCGACAUCUUCUCGGCCAACGCCAAGGCCAACCCCGACCGCACCUGCGUUGUUCAGUGCGAGCAGGCCGAGGGCCAAGGUAUCCUCGACGGCCCGUCCAAGGGCAGGAGGGUGUUUACCUACCGCCAGAUUGACGAGGCGUCCAACGUCCUUGCUCACUCUCUGGUCAAGAACGGCCUCCAGCCUGGCGAGGUCGUCAUGGUCUACGCUGCCCGUUCGGUCGACAUGGUCGUCUGCGUGAUGGGUAUCCUCAAGGCCGGCGGUGUCUUCUCUGUUGUUGACCCCGCCUACCCUCCUACCCGCCAGGUCGUGUACCUCCAGGUGUCGACCCCCCGUGCGCUCCUUGUCAUCUCGUCGGCUGGCGUCCUCUCGCCCACCGUCUCGGACUACAUCAAGGAGAAGCUUGACCUGCGUCUCCAUGUCCCUGCCAUUGAGAUGACCGCCACUGGCAUCACUGGUUCGCCCAAGGGUACCGCCGAGGACAUUCUCGCUCCCUUCCAGCAGUUCUCGCAGACGCCUGCCGGUGUCGUUCUUGGCCCCGACUCGCCUGCCACUCUGUCGUUCACCUCGGGCUCGACUGGUAUUCCCAAGGGUGUCAAGGGCCGUCACUACUCGCUCACCCACUUCUUCCCGUGGAUGGCCCAGCGUUUCGGCCUCAGCAACGACUCGCGCUUCACCAUGCUCAGUGGUAUCGCCCACGACCCCAUCCAGCGUGACAUGUUUACCCCGCUCUUCCUCGGCGCGUCGCUCUACGUGCCUACCGCCGACGACAUUGGUACUCCCGGUCGUCUUGCCGAGUGGAUGGACGACAACGAGGUUACGAUCACCCACCUUACCCCUGCCAUGGGUCAGCUCCUCUCGGCCCAGGCUACUCGCCAGAUCCCCUCGCUCCGCAACGCCUUCUUUGUCGGCGACGUGCUCACCAAGCGUGACUGCCACCGUCUCCAGUCGCUUGCCAAGAACGUGUGCAUCAUCAACAUGUACGGUACCACCGAGACCCAGCGUGCCGUCUCGUACUUUGCCAUUCCCUCGGUCAACGAGGACAUGACCUUCCUCUCGACCCAGAAGGACCUUAUCCCGGCUGGUCAGGGUAUGAUUGACGUCCAGCUCCUUGUCGUCAACCGUACCGACCGCAACGUCCCCUGCGCCGUCGGUGAGAUGGGUGAGAUUUACGUCCGCUCUGGUGGUCUUGCCGAGGGCUACCUUGACCCCAACGCCACUGCCGAGAAGUUUGUUACCAACUGGUUCACCGAGGGCGUUGAGCGUGAGGACACUCUUGUCCAGACCAACCCCGCUGCCGCCCAGCACUGGUUUGGUAUCCGUGACCGCAUGUACCGCUCGGGUGACCUGGGCCGUUACCUCCCCGACGGUCGUGUCGAGUGCACUGGCCGUGCCGACGACCAGAUCAAGAUCCGUGGCUUCCGUAUCGAGCUCGGUGAGAUUGACACCCACCUCUCGCGUCACCCGCUUGUCCGUGAGAACGUUACCCUUGUCCGUCGUGACAAGGACGAGGAGAAGGUUCUUGUCUCGUACUUUGUCCCCAACGACGGUCCCGAGCUCGACGGCAUGGCCAGCGCUUCCGAGGGUGGCGGCGAUGACGAGGAGGUCGACCUCAAGCAGGAGAUGAUCCGCGGUGUUCGUCGCUACCGCCGUCUCAUUCGUGACAUUCGCGAGCACCUCAAGAAGAAGCUCCCUUCGUACGCUGUCCCUGCUGUCUACUUCCCUCUCAGCAAGCUGCCCCUCAACCCCAACGGCAAGAUUGACAAGCCCGCUCUUCCCUUCCCCGACACUGCGCUUGCUGCCGCCCCCUCGGCCAAGGCCAACGGUAACCUUACCCCCGUCCAGAAGACCAUCCACGACGUCUGGCUCCGUCUUCUCCCGUCGCCCCCUCCCUCGAUCGCCAUUGAUGAAAACUUCUUUGACCUUGGCGGUCACUCGAUCCUCGCCACGCGUCUCAUUUUCGAGAUCCGCAAGGCGUUUGUCGUCGACGCUCCUCUCGGUCUCGUGUUCGAGAAGCCCACCAUUGCCGCUCAGGCCGCCGCCAUCGAGGAGCUCACCACCGAGGGCAUGAACGCCGCUGACUCGGGUGCCGCCCCCGCCGCUCCCGAGGAGGUGCCCUACGCCGACGAUGUCGCGGCCCUCUCCGCCCAGCUCCCCAAGGUCUUUGAGCCCCUCCCGGCCGACUUUGCCUCCAAGAAGCUUACCGUCUUCCUUACCGGUGCCACUGGUUUCCUCGGCGCUUUCAUCCUCCGCGACCUCCUCCAGCGCCGCGUCGCCAAGGUCAUCUGCCUUGUUCGUGCCAAGACCACCGAGGACGGCCUCGCCCGUCUCCGUGACAGCGGUGAGGGCCGUGGCGUCUGGGACGAGGCUUGGGUCACGGAGGGCCGUGUCGAGGCUGUCGUUGGUGACCUCUCGGACGAGCACUUUGGUCUUUCGCAGGCCGAGUGGGACCGCGUCGCUGCCGAGUCGGACGCUGUGCUCCACAACGGUGCCGUUGUCCACUGGGUCUACCCUUACGCCAAGAUGCGUGCUGCCAACGUCCUGUCGACCAUGACCACGCUCGAGCUCUGUUCGACCACCAAGCCCAAGCUCUACAGCUUCAUCUCGUCGACUGCUGUCCUCGACAACGAGGGCUUUGUCCGCAAGUCGGAUGAGAUUAUUUCGGCUGGUGGCGCUGGUCUCUCCGAGGCCGACGACCUCGAGGACGCCCGUACCGGCCUCGACACUGGUUACGGCCAGUCCAAGUGGGUCGCCGAGAAGAUUAUCAUGGAGGCCUCCAAGCGCGGUCUGUCGGGUCACAUCAUCCGUCCCUCGUACAUCCUUGGUGACUCGACGACUGCCGUCACCAACACCGACGACUUUAUCUGGCGCAUGGUCAAGGGCUGUCUCCAGCUCGGUCUCAUCCCCGACAUUAACAACACCCUCAACCUGUGCCCUGUCGACCACGUUGCGCUUCUCGCCUCGCUGUCGGCCCAGAGCGUCUCUCCCGACGCCGCCUUCAAGGUCAUCCACGUCGCUGGCCACCCGCGUCUGCGCUUCAACGACCUCCUCGGUGCCCUCCUCACUUACGGCUACCCGGUCAAGCGCGUCGAGUACAUCCAAUGGCGUACCAAGCUCGAGCACCACGUCCUCGAGACCCAGGACAAUGCCCUCUUCCCCCUCCUCCACUUUGUCCUGGACGACCUCCCGACCUCGACCAAGGCCGUCGAGCUCGACGACAGCAACGCCCAGGCCCUCGCCAUCUCGGGCGGCGAGGCCCCCACCUCGGGCGUCACCGAGGACCUCAUCGGCCUGUACAUUGCCUGGCUCAUCCGCGCCGGCUUCAUGGAGGCCCCCACCACCGGCGAGGGCAAGCCCCUCCCCGUCCUCACCGGCGGCGUGUCGCGCGCCAUCGGCCGCACCACCGCUGGCCAGGCGUAA